Molecule: messenger RNA, 6305 nt
Organism: Leptonychotes weddellii (Weddell seal)
Lineage: Eukaryota; Metazoa; Chordata; Mammalia; Carnivora; Phocidae
Source: RefSeq, a predicted model, not a curated record
AAUUUACGGGCGGCGUGGACAAGGCGUCUGCGGACUCCGGCGAGGGGGUGAUCGGGGAGCCGGGGUGUCGGGAGGAAGCUUCUUGGUCAAGUCCUUGCCGCGGCGGGGUCCGGACCCCCGAGUCGUGCGCUUGGAGGGCACUCCUGCGGCAGAAUGGAGGGCCUGCAUUCCGACGGAGCCAUCCGGGACUGGGAGCCCGGGCGGCUUCCUGGAACGGUGGGGAGCGGUGUUUUUCCUCCCUGGUUGUCGGGGAGCUGGGAGCAGCCAGCCGGGAGAGGCUCCGAGGCCUUGUGAUUGUGUGUCUCGUGUGACUGCGUGUCUGUGUUUGCGUUUGUUUCCUCCUUCCUUUGGGGUGUUUAUGUUGUCCUCAUAGUUUUAUAGACAAACUCGCUGAUUAUUUUAAUGUAUGUGGUGAGAAAAAAGCUCGAAAGAUGUAGAGGAAUCCGAGGUUAGAUGAAAUUUCCAAGAUUAGGAAUUCGCCCCCACCCCACCCCGAGGCCACUGAGGCACCUACGUUCCGUCCAGGAGCGCUCUUGCUAAUGUGGGUGCUGCGGCCCUCUCAUCCACCCUGGGGAGCAGAGAGCGGAGAUCUGCCCUCUCCUGUCCGCCUCUCCCUCAGGCAGCUUCACCCCUCCCUCCGUUUUGCUAAAGGAUUGACUGAUACAAAACUGCUUGCUGCUAGGAACAGGAAAUUUAUUGAGGAACUGUAAAUCUGGAUGGAAUGAAUUCAGAUCACAGCAAGACUCCCUGCGCUUUUUCAACAGAAGGUUCUCAGAAAUGCCUGCCUUUUUUCCUUCCUGUUAAGGGGAGAAAAAUGUGAAAAUAUUUCUCAAAGUAAUGUGAGUAACUGUACAUGUGGUGUGUUUACUUCCUGUAUCCCACGGUGUUUUUCAAGGAGAGGGGGUUAGUUUCUGACUGGGAGGAGUUUUCCUUCUCCCAUCUCCCAUAAUUCAGCAAAAUAAAUCAAAAUCAGAUGUUUUCAGGAGUUGCAGUCAGAUGGACUUGGAUUUUUUUUACUCUUUUUAAAACUGGUACAUCUGGGUGAACUCAGGCAUGUGUGUCUUGGCAUCUGGGCCUGUCUAGUAAUAGAAGAAAACCGUUGGGCUUGUUUUGGCUGCCUUUCUGGACCCAUUUCACUGCCCUCUUCCUUUCUUACAUCUGAAGGGCUGGUCAGGAGAAAGAAAGCAAAUAUUAAAGCAGUGUUUACACUUUGUGGUUUAAAGUCAGGUGAGAGAUAAUUAUGGCCUUUGAAGCUGAUGACCUGAGGACCAUCAUUUGAGGACUUGGGGAUUAGCAGUUUGGAGGUGACAUAUUUGAAAGAAAGAGGGUUACAUAAGGAGGGAAAGACAAGGAAAGGAACUUUGGGGAAAGGCUGUGCCAGAAAACCUUGGGAGGAGAAUAAAUAAAUAGCACCUUAAAGUAAUUGAUGUGGCUUGUGUCUCUCAGCAGGAGGGCGAAAAUGAAAGCAGGCUGUAGCAUCGUGGAAAAGCCAGAAGGAGGUGGAGGGUAUCAGUUCCCUGACUGGGCCUAUAAAACCGAGUCCUCCCCGGGCUCCCGGCAGAUCCAGCUGUGGCACUUCAUCCUGGAACUGCUGCAGAAGGAAGAGUUCCGCCAUGUCAUUGCCUGGCAGCAGGGAGAAUACGGGGAGUUUGUCAUCAAGGAUCCUGACGAGGUGGCCCGCCUCUGGGGCCGCAGGAAGUGCAAACCCCAGAUGAACUACGACAAGCUGAGCCGGGCCCUCAGAUACUAUUACAACAAGAGGAUCCUUCAUAAAACAAAAGGGAAAAGGUUUACUUAUAAAUUUAACUUCAACAAGCUGGUGAUGCCCAACUACCCAUUCAUCAACAUUCGGUCAAGUGGUGUGGUUCCCCAGAGUGCGCCACCAGUGCCGACCGCCUCUUCCCGGUUCCAUUUCCCACCGCUGGACACACAUUCUCCCACGAGUGCCGUGCGGCCGGGGCGGUUCUCUGCCGGCUCCCUCACUGCUUCUGGCCAGGAGUCGGCCAGUGGCGCCGACAGAAAGGCAGAGCUUCCGGAGCUGGAGGAUGGCUCAGCCGCCGACUGGCGCCGGGGCGUGGAUCUCCUGUCCUCCUCCUCCCGGAGUGCCGUCGGUGGAGGGCUUGGCCAUCAGAAACGCAAGCCUGACAUAAUGCUUCCCCUGUUCACCAGGCCAGGGAUGUACCCUGACCCCCACAGUCCCUUCGCUGUCUCUCCGCUCCCUGGCCGCGGAGGUGUUCUGAACGUCCCCAUCUCCCCAGCCCUCUCCCUGACUCCCACCAUCUUCUCCUACAGCCCGUCCCCAGGCCUGAGCCCCUUCACCAGCAGCAGCUGCUUCUCCUUCAACCCCGAGGAAAUGAAACACUACCUUCAUUCUCAAGCCUGCUCUGUGUUCAACUACCAUCUGAGUCCCCGGACCUUUCCCCGUUACCCAGGACUCAUGGUCCCGCCACUGCAGUGCCAAAUGCAUCCCGAGGAGUCGGCCCAGUUCUCCAUCAAGCUGCAGCCACCGCCAGCUGGGCGGAAGAACCGGGAGAGGGUGGAGAGCAGUGAGGAGUCAGCCCCCGUCACCGCUCCCGCCAUGGCUCCCGUCCCCCCAAGAAUUAAGGUGGAGCCAGCCUCUGACAAGGAUCCCGAGAGUCUCCGGCAGUUGGUGCGAGAGGAGGAACGCUCCCAUGAGGAGGGCACUGUGCCAAGCAGGACCAUAGAGGAGGAAAAAGGCACCAUCUUUGCCCGCCCGGCCGCACCAGUCUGGCCCUCUGUCCCCGUUAGCAGCCCAAGUGAAGAACCCCUAGAGGUGACUGAAGACAGUGAGGACAGGCCUGGCAAAGAGCCCAGCGUGCCCGAGAAGAAAGAAGAUGCCCUGAUGCCCCCCAAGCUCCGGUUGAAGCGGCGCUGGAACGACGACCCUGAAGCCCGAGAGCUGAGUAAGAACGGGAAGUGCCUCUGGAGUGGGUCUGGACCCCGGGGCUUGGCCACAGCCGCUGCCGACGCCUAGGACUGGAGGUGGAUUGGGAGCUGUUUAUACUAUAAUCACAUGCAGACGUGUAUUUAUGUAGCGAGGUUUGAGGGUUGGGGGGAGGGGAGGGAAUUAGACUGGUUUGAUCAUUCUAGGGGCAUAAACGUCUUUUUAUGUUUGGGGGAUGGGAUGGGUAUCUUCUGUUGUAAAUUAGGUGGGACGUGAACACUUUUUUCCUGGUGAGUAGCACGCAGGAAGGGUAAUGAACUGAAAGGAGGAAGAGCCUCUGCUUCCUGGGGAGGCUCACACUUUCUGACAAACUCCCAGGGGGCCAAGGUGUCCUUGGUCCCAUUAUAGUUCAGGUUCCAGACUUCUUUCUUUUCUAUUGUAUUUAUAUAUGAAAAGCCAUUAAUGAAUUUCUUUUGCUCGGAGAGGGAGGGAGAAGGGAGUAGGGCGUGGUGGGGAGGCUGAGCAGUGAGAGACCAUUUUACCAAGUGUGUUGCCUGAAAUGUUUCUGUGUAGUUCCUUCGGGGGAGGAGUAACGUAAUCUCAGUCUUACUGGGACAGGGGGAUGUUCAGAUGUUGCUUUUCUUCUUUCUUCCUUUGUCGUUUGGCAGUUUUUCCUUUCCUUUUUAAAAAACCGGCUGCAGGAAGCGGGAGCCGUGGCACCGGUCCCGGGGCUGGGAGGGCCCGGCGGGGCGGCGGGACUCGCGCUGCGGGCUCCUUGGACUCGCCCCUCCUCCACCUGCUAAGAAGCCAUGAGGACUCGUAAGCUCUCGUUCAGGGAAGACAGAAGAGGGCAUGAGGAAGUAACCCGAUGCCUUUAAAAACAAACACAAAAAUGAUCUUCAUUUGUCUUUUACCAUCGUGGGUUUGGGGAGCCAGACUGCAGAGUGACUGCGAGUGAGUCCGCCGAGCAGCCCAGCCCUGGAGAUGGCUGCGACGUGUCUGGGUCUCUGAUCGUCUCCUAAGUGAAGCCUUAACAAUGAACAUACUUUCAUCACGUGAUACGGGUCUGUCAGCAUAAACCUGUAAAAGGGACGGACAACUCUUCAGACAACCCAGGAACGUGGAAACAUGGUUACAUGUCGAGCUGGUGUUUAGUGGUCCCCUCUUGACUUCCUGGGGCCGGGGAGCAGAAAGGCAGGAUUGUGGGAGCUCAGGGCCAAUGAAGCCCGGAAGUGCAGAAGGUAGCUGGGGUGCAGUGGGUGCUUGUGGAGGCUGAAGGCGGAGGUGGACAGAGACACAGAAGGAGGCUAGAUGCCAGAGCCCGGGAGGAACGAGGGAGUCGGUGUGUCUGUCCCGUUGUGUCAUUCCUGCCAUACCCACUUCCCUAGAUUGUUCUCGUUCUCACGAUCAACUGACCAUCCCACAGGAGACUCCGGUUUACAGGUAGAAGCUAUUUCUCCGAGAGAAAGCCCCUCAGCACAAAGGAACAGGAAAGUGUCACUCUGGCAUGAAGCAGAAGGGGCCUGAUUUUGGGGGGGGGGGUGCAGAGAGAAGCCACAGCCACCCACGUGUGCGUGCUCGUAACCACGCGCUGUGGCCAACAGAGGAGACGCUGAAGUGGCUCAAGUCUGCCUGGCCUCGAGGCAGGGAGAGAGGAGAGGGCUCUAGAGCCAGUGGAGGUGAGAAGUGGGCACAGGGGCGCCGUCUAGGAAUUGGAGGAAUCCCCGACUCCACCUUAGCCUCAGUGAACUCUGUACACUGAGAAGCAUUCGAGGGGUGUCUUUUAAUGGGGGCUGGGGGGAUCUUUUUGAAAGGAGUGCAUGCAUGAGAGAUGGGAAAGGGUCAGAGCAGGUGAGUGGGUUGAUAGGUGGCUUCGGAUGACUUGAGUCCAUCGUGCUAUUGUCUGGCAAGUGUCCACCUCCUCGUUCAGUUCAGAUUCCAAAUAGUGACGUGUCCUUCCCUAGGGAAGGGAUCUGGAGUGCGGUCUCUGUCAACUCGGGCUUUGGUCGGGCUGUGAAGGGCUCCUUGUUCAGGCUCCUUUUGGUUUCUCGUCCAUUUCUCUCUCUGCAUCUCUUACCUCGGAUCAGAAAGCAAGCCCGGGCAGGUGCAGGAUGGCUCUCUGCUUGGCGUUGCUCAAUCUAACCAGGGAGGCUGGCUGGCCCCCCCUCUGUCCAUGAGAGCAGAGGGCCGGCACGUGUCGGUAUGAACUCAGGAAUAGAAACUCGAGGCCUUUAAAAUACGAGGGAGAGAAAUCCGUGAUGCAUACCUGGAACCCCCUGGAACCCAAGUGCCAGAAUUUCUAGAUGCUGCUUCUGUUUGAACAAAAAGUCACUGCUUUUAACUUGAAAAAACACACUCGAAAAAUGUUCAACUCCAUGAAAAAUGUUUUUUGGCUUUAAGAAAUUGUUUGGUGUUUUACUGUUUCCUUUGACUGCCAUUCCACCAGGAAAUCAUUGGUUGAUUUGCACUGCACACUGGGGCUGGGGCAGGGUGUGGGGAUCCUUACACAGAGCCAAACUUGGGCUUGCUCAGGAAGGGGACCAGGAAUGUGGAAGUCGUUGACAUUUCCUGGGGUAAAGGGGUGGGGGGUACUUUCUCACCCCCCGACCCCCUCCUGGCAGCACCUGUCGCCAGCCCAGCACAAAACCAGGCCUCUCUUGUGAGUUUCAUCACUGGCAGCAGGUGGAGAAAAGGGGGACAAAACCAAGCCUGUUUUCUCCUCCAUUUUUUCCAGAUUUCGCUGUGCCAAACAUUUAAAACUUUGCAAAUACAAAUCUUGAAAUUUCAUUAAGAACUUGUUCAUGCAAACAGUGUCCCUUCACCCCAGUCUUCAGGCUGCACUGCAUUAAACCAGCUCGCUAGCUAAUGCAGGGAAAUACUGCACCCUAGUCCUCCAUGGGCCAAGAAACUUUCAGAAGCAUUAAAAAACAUAGUUGAAGUACAUCACUUCUCACCAAGCGGGUAGUCAGUUGGCUGUUUGUCCCUUGUUUUUUAUUUAUUCCAUAAUUAUGUUUGUACUUUUUGUUUUGUAAAGGGUAAUGAAACAUUUUAAUUUUGCUUAAAAAAAUUUUUUGAUCCAAUCUUUCAAGAACUGUUCUAUUUUCACUUUGGGGGGUGGGGGGAGUUACCAGUUAAUUUGUUUUGAAAUAUCUGGGCGUUCUUUGAGUUAUAAAAUUGUGAGGCAGGGAUUUGUGAGUGAGACAUUCACAUGUGAAAGGUGACUUCACUAGUUACCCACUUCAGCAGUGUGUAUAUGUACAUAGAUGUAAGUAAUCGACUCCAUUGUGCAGUGCCUUUUAGAUGUUCCACUUUCUAUAAAGUCUUCAGAUUUUUGCAUAUAUAUUAUAUAUAUAUAUGAUGUAAUGUUAUAGAAAUAUAUGUAUAAUAUACAUAUUUUUUC